Molecule: messenger RNA, 1512 nt
Organism: Aspergillus mulundensis
Lineage: Eukaryota; Fungi; Ascomycota; Eurotiomycetes; Eurotiales; Aspergillaceae
Product: cytochrome P450
Exons: 5
Coding region: 1-1512 (503 amino acids)
Molecular function (GO): heme binding; oxidoreductase activity, acting on paired donors, with incorporation or reduction of molecular oxygen; iron ion binding
Source: RefSeq, a predicted model, not a curated record
AUGUCUUCUGUUGUUAUUUACGUUUUACUUCUUGUAUUACUUGCUUGGCUCUUGUGCAAGUCUCACAAUGACUCCACGGCUAUCAAUGUACCCACCGUGACCCUGGGUCAUUUUGUCCCUGAUUUCAUCAACCGUCUACUAUUCCUCGUCAAGGCUCGCGAUCUAAUUCAUGAAGGCUACAAAAAGUACAAGGAUGUCCCUUUCCGCGUCCGCAAAGUUGAUGCGGAUCUCAUUGUCCUCCCAGUCAAGUAUUUGGAUGAGAUUCGUCCUCUUCCUCAUACGAGGCUCAGCCUUUUGGAUGCGCAAUUUGGGAGCGUCUGCGGCGACUACACCAAUAUCUUGAAUGAUAGUUUCUUGCCCGCACAUACUGCUUCGAAAAAACUUACCCCGGCGAUUGGUCGAAUCAUACCCAAUAUGAUUGAUGAGCUCAAGCACGCCUUCGAAAUCGAGGUGCCCGAGUGCAAUGACAAAUGGGUCUCCGUCAAUCUCUACUACAUGAUCCUCAAGCUGAUCAACCGCUCCACUUCCCGUAUCAUCGUCGGCGAUGUCCUAUGCCGCAGCGAAGACUGGCUCAAAACCGUGGUCGACUACACCGAGAAACUGGGCAUGAUUCUAUUUCUUCUUCGUCCGUUGCCUCCUUUUCUUCGACCCUUGGUCGCCCCUCUCCUGCCCCCAGUCCGUUACUUGAGAAAGACCCUUGAACACGUCAUGAACGAUAUCUUUGUCCCUAUGAUCCUCGAGCGCCGCGAAAAAGAGGCCCAUGAUCCUACCUACCAGAAGCCCGACGACUUCAUGCAAUGGAUGAUGGAUACCGCAGAUAAUGAGUACGACAAGGAGCCUGCCAACAUUGCACAGGGACUUAUGAUUAUCAUGGCCCUGGCCGUUAUCCACACAUCCACCAUCACCAUCACGCAGAGUCUCUACGACCUCAUCAUCCGUCCUGAAUACGUUGAGCCCCUCCGUCACGAGAUCAUCGACACGCUCACGCACGGAUGGGCGAAUGCUACCAAGGCUGACUUUGCUAAGCAGAUCCGUCUCGACAGUUUCAUCCGCGAAUCUCAGCGCCUCAAUCCCACCAGCGAAGUCAACGUUCAGCGAAUCGCCAAAGAAACCCUCGUUUUCAAGGACGGCUUGGUGAUACCCAAGGGCACUUACAUUUGUUUCGCGGCUGGCCCCCUCUCCCGCGACCCAGAGCUUGUCGAAGAACCCGAGACCUUCGACGGCUUCCGCUGGUGCAAUGACAAACAAGACAAUAAGUACGGCCGCAACCACAGUCUCGUCACGCUGAGUAAGUUGAACCUCCACUUCGGAUACGGACGCCAGGCUUGCCCUGGGCGGUUCUUCGCGGACAAUGCCUCCAAGGCGAUUCUUAGCCGUCUUCUUGUUGAAUACGACAUCAAGUUUCCCGAGGGUAAGGAGGGGAAAAGGCCGUGGAACGUCCGCAAUGGAGAGCAGAUAUUUCCCAAUAUGUUCACCAAGGUGCUAAUCAGAAAGCGCCCUGUCAAUCUUUGA